AUGAGGGAUAAAUCCAUGAUACAUCCGGUUGAGAAGUUCCACCCAGGUCGAGUGAAACAAGUGUUAGAUGUGUGCCAGCUUAUCAACAACCAGGGGAUCACCCCAAAGAAAUUUAUGCAAUGUUACUUCUUGUCUGACAAACUGGCGUCCAAACGGAGGAUUUGGGGGACUGAAGGUGGUUGGCCUUCCUCUCGUAAUGUGAUUUUGAGCAUUCGCAAAACCAUUUGCCAACAAUCCGGAGGCGAUCAGAUGUGGAAUGAUUUCAUCCUCGAUGAAGCUAAACGCAUCGUUCAGUCUCAGGAGUUACCCAGAGGCUACGCACCCAAUGGCGGUUACUACAGCUCUGGGAAAAUUACGGAGGACUUUUUUUCAGAAGAAAAUAUUGCUAUUCGGGAAUCAUCUCUGGAAUCAUCAAUGCCCUUUCUAUACAAACUCAUCAAUGCUAAAAUCAUGUCGAGUAUAGAGACAUCGGACAACAACAAUAUCGCCGAAGGCUUAUCAGCUGAGCCUCAUGUGGAUGGUCUUCCACAUGAUGAAGAAAGUGAUCUGCCCGACUCAGACGGUAUUGCGUUUUCAAAGCCAAAAUCCCAUAGGGAUAUGAAAGUCUUACAGUCCACAGCCGUUCCUAAGAUGAUAUGUGCUAUGGUCUCUUAUGUGUGUAACCGAAGAUCAAACGGAAUGCAAAUCCAUAACGGGAUGACUUUCUUAGCUUGCGGUGCCUCAGAGCGUCUAAAUGAAUUCUUAACAUUUCAUGGCCUAUCAGUUUCUCGUCAAACCGCAUUAAGAGUGACCGAUACCCUUUGA
Molecule: messenger RNA, 804 nt
Organism: Melampsora larici-populina 98AG31
Lineage: Eukaryota; Fungi; Basidiomycota; Pucciniomycetes; Pucciniales; Melampsoraceae
Exons: 3
Coding region: 1-804 (267 amino acids)
Source: RefSeq, a predicted model, not a curated record